CCGCGUGCCGCAGCCCGCGUCGUUUGCCGCCACCGCGCGCCUUCACUGACCUAUACCGCCGCCGCUGCCGCCGCCGCCGGGCCCGCUGGCUGGCCCGGUGCGGGCGGCGGACUCCCGCCGGAGAGGACUGCCAGCGCCAGCGCCGCCGCCGCCGCCGCCGCCGCUUCGGCCCGGGCCCGGGCCCGGGCCCCUACCCCGUCCCGGGCCCCAGCGCCGGCCGCCCGCCCGGUCGGGCGAUGAAGUGUCACUAUGAGGCGCUGGGGGUGCGGCGCGACGCCAGCGAGGAGGAGCUCAAGAAGGCCUAUCGGAAGCUGGCCCUGAAAUGGCACCCGGAUAAAAAUCUGGAUAAUGCCGCAGAAGCAGCUGAACAAUUUAAAUUAAUCCAAGCAGCGUAUGAUGUGUUGAGUGACCCUCAGGAAAGAGCAUGGUAUGAUAAUCAUAGAGAGGCCCUACUUAAAGGUGGGCUUGAUGGCGAAUAUCAAGAUGACAGCUUAGAUUUGCUACACUAUUUCACUGUUACCUGUUAUUCUGGUUAUGGAGAUGAUGAAAAGGGAUUUUACACAGUGUAUCGUAAUGUUUUUGAAAUGAUUGCCAAGGAAGAACUAGAAUCUGUGUUAGAGGAAGAGGUUGAUGAUUUCCCAACUUUUGGAGACUCCCAGAGUGACUAUGAUACGGUAGUCCAUCCUUUCUACGCUUAUUGGCAGAGUUUCUGCACUCAAAAGAAUUUUGCAUGGAAGGAAGAAUAUGAUACACGACAAGCUUCAAACCGCUGGGAAAAACGAGCCAUGGAAAAAGAAAACAAAAAGAUUCGGGACAAAGCAAGGAAAGAGAAGAAUGAGCUUGUCCGUCAGCUGGUAGCUUUCAUUCGUAAAAGAGAUAAAAGAGUGCAGGCGCAUCGAAAACUUGUGGAAGAACAGAAUGCAGAGAAGGCGAGGAAAGCCGAAGAGAUGAGGCGGCAGCAGAAGCUAAAGCAGGCCAAACUGGCGGAGCAGUACAGAGAACAGAGCUGGAUGACUAUGGCCAAUCUGGAGAAGGAGCUCCAGGAGAUGGAGGCACGGUACGAGAAGGAGUUUGGAGAUGGAUCAGAUGAAAACGAAAUGGAAGAACAUGAACUCAAAGAUGGGGAGGAUGGUAAAGACAGUGAUGAGGCCGAGGACACUGAGCUCUAUGAUGACCUCUACUGCCCAGCAUGUGACAAAUCGUUCAAGACAGAAAAGGCCAUGAAGAAUCACGAGAAGUCAAAGAAGCAUCGGGAAAUGGUGGCCUUGCUAAAACAACAGCUGGAGGAGGAGGAAGAAAAUUUUUCAAGACCUCAAAUUGUUGAAAAUCCAUUAGAUGACAAUUCUGAGGAAGAAAUGGAAGAUGCACCAAAACAAAAGCUUUCUAAAAAACAGAAGAAAAAGAAACAGAAACCAGCACAGAAUUAUGAUGACAAUUUCAAUGUAAAUGGAACUGGAGAAGGAGUAAAGGUUGAUCCAGAAGAUACUAACUUAAAUCAAGGCAGUGCCAAAGAAUUGGAAGAUAGUCCCCAGGAAAAUGUCAGUGUCAAACAGAUCAUUAAACCAUGUGAUGAUCCAAAAAGUGAAGCUGAAAGUGUUGCUAAACCCAAAGGAAAGAAAACCAAAGAUAUGAAAAAACCUGUCAAAGUACCUGCUGAACCACAAACAAUGAGUGAUGUUCUUAUCAGCUGUACAACCUGCCAUAGUGAAUUUCCAUCUCGGAAUAAACUUUUUGACCAUCUAAAGGCCACAGGUCAUGCAAGAGCACCUUCAUCAUCGUCUUUAAACAGUGCAACAAGUAGUCGGAGCAAGAAAGAGAAACGUAAAAACAGAUAGAGAUUCUGCUGUGCUUUUGUUUGACUGUCUCUAGAUUUUGAAACCAAAAAACUGAACUGAAAUCAUCUAAAGAGUUAAAAUUUCGGUGAUCUGCAAUUAAUUACAUUGUGGAAGAUUAUUUUUUAUCUUGUAAAAACAUUUUUUUGGUUUAAUAUAUAUUUUUAAAACAUUUCACUAGUGAUUGAAUUCUACUUUUGCCAUCUGAAUUGACUUGAAUGUCUUAAAACAGGUAAAUACUGUAAAGUGUGUAUUCUUGAUGUUCGUUAGCUCAUGUGGACAGAAAUGUACAGGGAGAAUUACAUUAUUUUAACACAUAGAAGUGCUCCUUUCUGCUUUAUUUUCUGAAUUUCACAUUACUUUUACUUUUGUAUUUUGUUAAUACUUCAUAAUAUGUGAAAAACUCGGAUCUUUUAAAAAGCAUCAUAGAUCAUUUUUCCAUUGACACUGGUUCCGAUUUUAAAAAUUAUUUUUAAAUAAC
Nomascus leucogenys (northern white-cheeked gibbon) is the source of this 2313-nucleotide messenger RNA. RefSeq names its product DnaJ heat shock protein family (Hsp40) member C21 (gene DNAJC21). Gene Ontology annotation, molecular function: nucleic acid binding; zinc ion binding. The record is from RefSeq and is a predicted model, not a curated record. NCBI's taxonomy places the organism in Eukaryota, Metazoa, Chordata, Mammalia, Primates, Hylobatidae. Gene Ontology annotation, cellular component: cytoplasm.